This is a messenger RNA of Helianthus annuus (common sunflower), 2099 nucleotides long. Its product is annotated as amino acid transporter AVT1C. Bases 237 to 1886 code for a protein of 549 amino acids. Lineage: Eukaryota; Viridiplantae; Streptophyta; Magnoliopsida; Asterales; Asteraceae. The transcript has 13 exons. The record is from RefSeq and is a predicted model, not a curated record. Gene Ontology annotation, cellular component: plasma membrane.
GAGCUACACAACCCACAACUCUCUGUGUAUGUGUGUGUGAGAGAGAGAGAGAGAGAUUGGGGGCACCAAUGGAUGAUGUGACACUAUAAAUGGCAGGCAGGAAGGCAGGUUUACCAGAGAAGAUAUUAUAAACAGAACAAAAAGCAGAGGAAACAGAACACUCUGUUCUUCAUCUCGCUUUCAACCUCUGUGGUUUAGAGAUCUGAACAGAGCACCAACAAAACAAUUGAGAGAGAAUGAAGAAUUCAGAAUCAGAUCAAGCUUUUUUCAUUGAGAGUGAUGAAGAUGAUGACAAAGAUUCCAUUAGAGGAGAAGAUGAUGGGAAUGAAUCAGAAUUUUCAAAUUAUUCAGAUGAUAAUCCACAUCACCAGAGCAAGCCCAGUUCCUUAAACCCAUCCUGGCCUCAAAGUUACAGGCAAUCAAUUGAUUUGUACAGUAGUGUACCAUCACCAAGCCUGAACUUUUUGGGGACUCCUACGUUGUCGCGAUUGGGCAGUUCAUUCCUUUCGUCAUCACUGACAAGAAGGCAUACUCCUGAGAUACUUCCAAGUUUGAGCAAACCUUUUUUGCCACCAGCAACAGACAACCAGCAGCCGCAGGAACGGCGUAGUUCUCAUUCGCUUCUUCCUCCUCGUGGAUCGUCUGCGAAAAAGUUGCCGCCUUAUCAGAAGUCUUCUAAGGUUUCACAUGAACUUCCUCUGGCUAGGCAGAGUUCAUAUGGUCAAUCUGUGGUUAAUGGCAUAAAUGUUCUUUGUGGGGUAGGAAUUCUUUCAACUCCUUAUGCAGUCAAAGAAGGAGGAUGGGUUGGAUUGUUGUUAUUGUUUCUCUUUGGUGUCCUCUCGUUCUACACUGGUAUCCUCCUUCGAUACUGUUUAGAUAGUCAGCCAGGACUCGAGACUUAUCCAGAUAUCGGCCAGGCUGCCUUUGGAACCACAGGACGUUUAAUUAUUUCCAUAAUUUUGUAUGUGGAGUUAUAUGCGUGUUGCGUGGAAUAUAUAAUCUUGGAGAGUGAUAAUCUAUCAUCUUUGUUUCCAAAUGCGCAUUUAAAUCUGGGAGGGCUUAUACUUAAUGCACAUUAUUUAUUUGCUAUUAUGAUGGCUCUCGCCGUGCUUCCUACAGUCUGGCUCCGUGACAUGAGUGUUCUUAGUUACAUCUCUGCCGGGGGAGUUGUUGCUUCCGUUCUAGCAGCCGGUUGCUUGUUUUGGGUUGGCUUGGUGGAUAAUGUUGGUUUUCAAAUCGAAACCACAAAGGCGUUGAAUCUCUCUAGCUUCCCUGUCGCUAUAGGGCUUUACGGCUACUGUUAUUCAGGACAUGCAGUCUUUCCUAAUAUCUAUACAUCAAUGGCAAAAAGGAGUCAAUAUCCUAUGGUCCUGUUAACCAGCUUCUGUAUAUGUGGCGUUCUGUAUGCUGGAGUCGCUGUAAUGGGAUACAUGAUGUUUGGGGAAUCAACCGCAUCACAGUUUACUCUUAACCUGCCAACGAACUUGGUCGCCUCCAAACUUGCUGUGUGGACUACGGUAGUCAAUCCAUUUACCAAGUAUGCUUUGACAAUAUCUCCGGUCGCAAUGAGUCUUGAGGAGUUAAUACCAUCAAACCAUAUGAAGUCUCAUAUCUAUUCCAUCCUCAUUAGAACGGGUUUAGUGUUAUCAACUUUGCUUGUAGCCCUUUGCAUCCCCUUCUUUGGUCUUGUGAUGUCACUCAUUGGAUCUUUAAUGACCAUGCUAGUGACGUUGAUACUUCCAUGUCUAUGCUUUUUGAGCAUCCGAAAGGGAAAGAUAACUCUCUUUCAGGUAUCGCUAUGUGUAUUGAUCAUCGCGGUUGGAAGUGUCUCCUUAGGUAUUGGAACCUAUACAUCGCUGGCGGCAAUCAUUCAACAGUUGUCAUGAUCAUGUUUUGAUACUUGUAUUAUUUUGCAUGGCUUUUGAUUAAUGUUGGUGUGGGCAUAAAAAUAGAUUAGACAUUUUUUAUAUAUUUUGGAAUUAGUUGUUGUUUUCAUGGAAUUUUGUCUCUCCUCUCUCAUGGAAUCAGCAUGAAGAGGUGUUGUUCCUUUUAGUGUGUACUCUUUCAAUGAAUCAAUCCAUCUGAAUUUUGUGUUCUAA